Cottoperca gobio is the source of this 1996-nucleotide messenger RNA. Its product is annotated as trichohyalin-like. The record is from RefSeq and is a predicted model, not a curated record. The coding region runs from base 663 to 1682 and encodes 339 amino acids. NCBI's taxonomy places the organism in Eukaryota, Metazoa, Chordata, Actinopteri, Perciformes, Bovichtidae. The transcript has 31 exons.
AUACUAGUGCAAUACUGCUAUUAAUACUAGUGCAAUACCUUUAUUAAUACUAGUGCAAUACUUGUAUUCAUAGUAGUAAAAUACUUAUUUUCAUACUGGUGAAAUACUCACUUGUUCUCCAUCAGUUUUUUCAAAACCUCCCCAUCAUACUCCUUAACCUGUAAACACAUUUUAAAACAAAUUAUUUUAGUUUGGAUGUUCAAAGUGUUGACAGAAAUGAUGAUGAUAAAAAAUCAAAGAUUGAUUACCUCUUCAUCCAGCACUUUGAUCACAGGUGCUUCCACACUACAAAAAACACAGGAAGGCUUUCUUCAGUUCAACAGGAGACAAACAGCUGCACAGGUUUACUUACUUCACACAAACUCAGGCUGGAAAUGAUCCGACUGAAGUCAAACCAUUAACAUGAUUAAAUACAAAUAUUUAAGGAGGAAGAGAUGAUGUUUUCUUACCUCUUGACGUCUUUCCUCGGGGCGGGUCCAGCAUCUAAACACACAAAUCAACUGUUUUCAACCACACACGCACACCUCUGCAUUCACAGGCUGUAGCAGUCACAUUUUGUUAUUUUCUGAAUGAGUUGCUCAGAAAUACCAUCAGUUUAUAUGUAAGUUGUACUUUCUGUGUUUUAGGAAAGUUGUUAUGGACACACAUCUGUAUGUGAAUGGAUGCAGGAGAAUGAAGACAUUCAGACCCUGGCAGCUGGACUUCUCCUGCUUUCUGUAACUGAUGCUGGACCCGCCCCGAGGAAAGACGUCAAGAGUGUGGAAGCACCUGUGAUCAAAGUGCUGGAUGAAGAGGUUAAGGAGUAUGAUGGGGAGGUUUUGAAAAAACUGAUGGAGAACAAGUUGUAUCAGAAGUAUGAGGAGGAGUACAACAAGUUGUAUGGACCUGAGAUCAAAGAGCUGAAGGAAGAGGUUCAGAAGUAUGAGGAGGAGUACAAGAAGUUGUAUGGACCUGAGAUCAAAAAGCUGAAGGAAGAGGAUCAGAAGUAUGAGGAGGAGUACAACAAGUUGUAUGGACCUGAGAUCAAAAAGCUGAAGGAAGAGGAUCAGAAGUAUGAGGAGGAGUACAACAAGUUGUAUGGACCUGAGAUCAAAAAGCUGAAGGAAGAGGAUCAGAAGUAUGAGGAGGAGUACAACAAGUUGUAUGGACCUGAGAUCAAAAAGCUGAAGGAAGAGGUUCAGAAGUAUGAGGAGGAGUACAACAAGUUGUAUGGACCUGAGAUCAAAAAGCUGAAGGAAGAGGAUCAGAAGUAUGAGGAGGAGUACAACAAGUUGUAUGGACCUGAGAUCAAAAAGCUGAAGGAAGAGGAUCAGAAGUAUGAGGAGGAGUACAACAAGUUGUAUGGACCUGAGAUCAAAAAGCUGAAGGAAGAGGUUCAGAAGUAUGAGGAGGAGUACAACAAGUUGUAUGGACCUGAGAUCAAAAAGCUGAAGGAAGAGGAUCUGAAGUAUGAGGAGGAGUACAACAAGUUGUAUCAGAAGUAUGAUGAGGAGUACAACAAGUUGUAUGGACCUGAGAUCAAAAAGCUGAAGGAAGAGGAUCUGAAGUAUGAGGAGGAGUACAACAAGUUGUAUCAGAAGUAUGAUGAGGAGUACAACAAGUUGUAUGGACCUGAGGUCAAAGAGCUGAAGGAAGAGGAUCAGAAGUAUGAGGAGGAGGUUUUGAAGAACCUGACGAAGUAAUUGAUAAAAUACAAAAUGGUGAAUCAUCUGCCCAGCGUGGAAGAAGUUGAAGAAGCAGCAGAAAUGUAAUCACGUUCCACCACACAUGGCUGCAGCUCCAAUAUAUGAUAUAUACAGAUAUGUCGUGUAGUUUGGGUGAUGGGUUUCUUUGGUUUUCUACAAGCUGAUAAUAAGUGUCUCUAGUUGUGUUCAUGAUGUUCCUCAGUUUCACUGCCGGAUGAAUAAAGUUCCUGCUGUGAAACGCUCCAUGUGGAGAAAAAUAAAAUGAGUACUGUGACAAAAUAUUUACACAAAUAAACGACAAAUAAAGUAAU